GGCAACUUCACACACAGCCCUAGCCUUCUUCCUCUCUUUUACGCGAACGGCGAAUCCGGAGCCCUAGCUUUCUUCCUCUGUUCUUCUCUUCCACGACCACGGUUCCACACUUCCACCUUCGAUUCCACCAUGCUCGAGAGAAGGAGACCCUGAAGGAGAACCCUAGCUUCUCUUCCUCUCUUCUUCUCUUCAGUCAUCGCCGUCGCUGGGUCGCCGUCGCUGCCUCGCUGGGUCACCGUCGCCGAGGAGCAAUCCAUUCACCGAGAAGCAGUCCUGUCACCGAGCAGCAGUCCAGUCGCCAAGCAAGACUCCAGUGGCCGUCGCAGUCCAACUCGAGCGCCAAGCAGCAGUCUAGUCGCCAAGCAAGACUCCAGUGGCCGUCGCAGUCCAGUCGCCAAGCAAGAUUCCAGUGGCCGUCGCAGUCCAACUCGACCGCCGAGCAGCACUCCUAUCACCAAGCCAUCUCCUGCAGAAAGCAACUCCACAAUGUCUUCUUCGGAGUCAACAAGCAAUGAGGUGCCCAGUGAGCGGACGCCUGAAGUUGGGGGUGAAAUUGUUGAGUCCGCGGUACAUUCUUCAACGGACAGCGGCGUGCUUACCGAACCCCCGCCCCAUCCUAGAUCAAAGAAGAGGAAGGUUCAUUCAACUAAUGUGGGUGCAACUCCGGGAGCAACUCCAACAAAUCCAUCUCCAAGUACUGUGGAAACUGAUGAAGAGGAUAGCAAGGAUGAAACUAAUGAAGGUAACAGAAAACCUUCUAGACCUAGAUCUUGGACUUGGGAACACUUUACAAGGGAUCCUAAGUCCAAGCCAUCACAUCCUAGGGCUAAAUGUAAUUGGUGUGGUGCAUCAUAUGCAUGUGACUCUCAUAGAAAUGAUAGAAAUGAUAUGCGUUAUCAUUCUUGA
Arachis ipaensis is the source of this 906-nucleotide messenger RNA. Its product is annotated as zinc finger BED domain-containing protein RICESLEEPER 2-like. The record is from RefSeq and is a predicted model, not a curated record. Gene Ontology annotation, molecular function: protein dimerization activity; DNA binding. NCBI's taxonomy places the organism in Eukaryota, Viridiplantae, Streptophyta, Magnoliopsida, Fabales, Fabaceae.